Messenger RNA from Centruroides sculpturatus (bark scorpion), 1644 nucleotides. RefSeq lists its product as uncharacterized. The coding region runs from base 70 to 1581 and encodes 503 amino acids. The transcript has 4 exons. NCBI's taxonomy places the organism in Eukaryota, Metazoa, Arthropoda, Arachnida, Scorpiones, Buthidae. The record is from RefSeq and is a predicted model, not a curated record. Gene Ontology annotation, molecular function: S-adenosylmethionine-dependent methyltransferase activity.
UUUAACCUUCAAAGUUAAUUUCCUCGUAUUUAAAUUGGAGUGAAGAAGCUGUGCUGAUAUUCUCUUAAAAUGCUUUGGUUUAUAUUUAUUACUAUUCGAAAUGUUUUAUUGUUAUUGACAACGAUUUUCGUAUUAUUUCUAAUUAUUUUGAAGACAUCUAAAAGAGUCCAAGACAGAUGGUUCGCUUUCCUUUUAGAGAAAAUACUUAAAAUAAAUAUCGAGAAAAACAUUGCUGCGGAAAAACAAAAACUAUUUACAGAAUUGAAACUGGUUAAAUCAAAAGAUCCUCAGAGAUUAAACGAGGGAAAAGUUAAAAUUUUGGAAAUUGGAGCCGGAAGUGGCUCAAAUUUUAAGUAUUAUCCAGAGAAUACCUCCUUAAUUUGUGUAGAACCUAAUAAUAAUUUUCAGAAAUAUUUUCAAGAGAAUCAAAGCAAAUUUCCAAAUGUAAAAUUGGAUUUGUUUAUUUGUUCCGGAGCAGAAGACAUGAAGGAAAUAGAAGACGAUAGUGUGGAUGUAGUCGUAUCCACUCAUGUACUUUGUAGUGUUAACGAUGUGCAGAAAGUCUUACAAGAAGUGAAGCGAGUUUUAAUGAAGGGAAGCCGAUUCUAUUAUUAUGACCAUCAAAUUUCUCCAGAGAUGAAUUUUACCGUAAUCUUUUCUAAAAUAAUCGAGCCAGUUUGGAAGAUACUUGGAGGAAAUUGUCAUCUGACUAGAGACAUUGGAAAAGAAGUGGAACGAGCAGGAUUCGAAGAAGUAUCACAAUAUUAUAAAUAUAUUGAUAAAUUUCCAUUUAUUGUAAGAUAUCACUAUUCUCUUAAAAUGCUUUGGUUUAUAUUUAUUACUAUUCGAAAUGUUUUAUUGUUAUUGACAACGAUUUUCGUAUUAUUUCUAAUUAUUUUGAAGACAUCUAAAAGAGUCCAAGACAGAUGGUUCGCUUUCCUUUUAGAGAAAAUACUUAAAAUAAAUAUCGAGAAAAACAUUGCUGCGGAAAAACAAAAACUAUUUACAGAAUUGAAACUGGUUAAAUCAAAAGAUCCUCAGAGAUUAAACGAGGGAAAAGUUAAAAUUUUGGAAAUUGGAGCCGGAAGUGGCUCAAAUUUUAAGUAUUAUCCAGAGAAUACCUCCUUAAUUUGUGUAGAACCUAAUAAUAAUUUUCAGAAAUAUUUUCAAGAGAAUCAAAGCAAAUUUCCAAAUGUAAAAUUGGAUCUGUUUAUUUGUUCCGGAGCAGAAGACAUGAAGGAAAUAGAAGACGAUAGUGUGGAUGUAGUCGUAUCCACUCAUGUACUUUGUAGUGUUAACGAUGUGCAGAAAGUCUUACAAGAAGUGAAGCGAGUUUUAAUGAAGGGAAGCCGAUUCUAUUAUUAUGACCAUCAAAUUUCUCCAGAGAUGAAUUUUACCGUAAUCUUUUCUAAAAUAAUCGAGCCAGUUUGGAAGAUACUUGGAGGAAAUUGUCAUCUGACUAGAGACAUUGGAAAAGAAGUGGAACGAGCAGGAUUCGAAGAAGUAUCACAAUAUUAUAAAUAUAUUGAUAAAUUUCCAUUUAUUGUAAGAUAUCACGUUUUAGGAUAUGCAACAAAAUAAAGGAUGAAAUCCAUUUUCUUGAAUUUAAAAUAGAUAAUAUUUAAGAUAAUAAUUAUCAAUUGU